AUGGACCCCGACAUUCGACCUGUCGAGCCCGUGACCAAGCGUCCGCAGCCACCACGGUCACUCUUGGCGCCGUCGCAAGCCUUGUUCCACGUCUUGCCGUCCCCAGAGAAAAUAGUCACGAGUACGCCGCUGAAACCAACGGCACCGGGCAGUCCGCGCGCCGACCAGCUCUCGGGACUAUCACGCCGGGCGCGCGCACUCGCCCAGGCAAUCUCACCACUCAGCCCGCGCCCGUCGCUGCAAAAGCGAUGUGCCGAUGCGAUGCCGUGGCAGCUCGAGGUGAAGAACCAAGACGUUGUGCUCGACUGCCCCGAGCUGGAUGCGAACUACCCGCCGCUGCUCGACCCGUUUUGUCGCACGCUGGGCGUCGAGCAGGUCGACGCGAUCGAGAAGUUUGCGUCGAGCGACCGCAUCGGAAGCAACUACUCGCUCCCCGCUGCCCACCUCGUGAUCCGAAGGCACCUCCCGACCCCGACAGCGUCGCCGUUGGUCUUUUUAAACCCGACCAACGAGCUCGAUGCCACGGUUGGGCUGCCAGCGCUCGACAUCGCGUUCCACCCGGUGGCGGCGUCGCCCCCGAAAAUCGAGCUCCCGCUGGUCACGACGUCGGGCAAGCCCGUGUUUUCACCGCUGCCACCAAUGCUCCCCGUUGCAACCAGGUCGGUAGCGACGGUGCGCAGCUUGGCCGAGAACGACGACGCGGCCGCGCGGUACCAGUACUACCUCGAACACGUCAUUAGCACCAAGGACAUUGUUCCGAUGAACCCGCGCUGGACCGAGCACAUCCAGAAGCUCGUGGCGCGGGCGCUGCAGCAGCUUCCGCAAGCGCGGGCCGCGGCGAUUCUGCGUGCCAUGUUUGACGAGACGGUCGCGAACUACUACUUUAGCAUCAAGAAGGCCGUCCUCGACUACCUCUUGUUGCGCGAAGGAACCCAGCGCCGGCUGCACAUCCCGGGCGGCACGCCCGCCAUGUACCAAGUCCAAAUGAAGUGGAAGUGGGGCGAAGGCUACGCCCACGCGAUUGCUCCGACCCGCGGCUGGAUCGACCGCAAGCUCUUGGCGAAAGACCAUUUGAGCCAGUACCUCAUGAUCCUCGACAGCCACUUGCUUGCGCUGCAUUACGUAUGGGGCGACUUUGAGAAGCUCCUCCUCGUGGACUUGCCGAGUACGGACGGGCUCGCGUCGCACUUGGUGCCCAUGGACAUUAAGACGUUCGAGAAGCGGCAGCUCACGCAAGCCGCGCACGUCAAGCGCCUCCUUCUCGACAAGUGGUUUAACACCGCCAAGCGCAUUCUGACCACCGCCAAGAACGAAGACGUCCUCGCGUCCGCGCUCUUACAGCCCAAGCACUACUUUGACUGCGUCGCGACGCUCAUGUCGCUGCAGUUGCGCGGCCUCAUCGUGCGCUCGAUUGACGCAUACGUGGCUUUUUUCCGCAAGCACGCGUCGUGCAGUCCGCUGAAAGGUCUCCUCCUCUCGCUACAGCUCGACCACACCGCCAUCAACUUUACCACGUCGCUCGAGGAUGCGACGGCGGCGCUGCUAAACGUGCUCUUUAACAUUCCCGCCUGCUUUACGCACGUCGACCGCGUCGAAACCAAGUUUGAGCCAUCGAUUAUCCUCGGAGGGUCGCCGUUUCUCUGGGGCGUCGGGCUCCACGAAGACGAGGUCGUCCGCGCCGCCGACGAAAUCAAGGCCCUUUUGACGCACAGCAUGGCGCACGCCAGCAGCGUCCGGGCCAACUAUGCGAGAUACGCCAUGGUCGCGGCCGGCGACGUGGCGCUGGAAGCUUUUAUGGCGGCGCGCCACGACAUUGCAGCGUACGCUGCCGAGAUUGGCAAGUUUAUGCGCUUUGCCAUGCAAAUUGCCGCCGAGCCCAACCAGGGACAGUGCCCGUCUGGCUUGUUCCACGUCGACUGCACGUCGCUGAACGCGGGCUUGAUCCAGAAAGCGUCUCGCUUCAUCCAGGCGCUCUUCCAUGCGUUUUCCCAAGCCACGAUCCAGAUCAACAUGGACAUUCGACAGCAGUUUAAACUCAUGGUGAGCCGCCUCUCCAAGAAACCAGUGGAUCUGUACGAGCUCGUUGACGCCGAGGCGUACUUGACCAAGCUGCGAACACAGGAGCUCCUCGAGCUCUUUCGUAGCGUGCAGGAUGUCAAGCACCGCAUUCAAUUUCUCAUCGAGCAGGUCGAGCUCGUGCCGUCGUGUCCGGUCCUCACCGGGCUCUCGGUCGCGUCCGAGCUCCUCUCGUCGACGGCCAAGACGUUUGAAUGGAAGAACCAAAUUGAAAAAGUGAUUCGGGAUGGCGAAGUCGCGCUCCAGAACGAGCGCACGCGCAUCGAGACGACGUUUAUCGCCAAGCGGUCGCGCUUCCAGGCCGAGCUCGAAGAGCUCGAGUCCGAAGUCAACUCGUUUCAGAAGAAGAGCGAUUUGCGACACGCCACCACGUAUGUGGGGCAGCUCACGAAAGUGCGCGACGCAAUUCUGCAAGCGCGCCACACGAUUGAUACGAUCGCCGACGAGGAAGCCAAGCUCGGGUGGGUCCAAACCGACUUUCUUCAGCUCGACACGAUCUGCGAGACGCUCGAGCCGUACGACCAGCUCUGGCGCACAGCCCGCGACUUUCGUGAAGCCAGUGUGCGCUGGAUGCGGGGCAAUAUCUUCGAGCUCGAUGCCAAGGGCAACGAACGCGCGAUUCACUGCAUGAACUCGACGCUCUUGACCGCGGCCAAGCAGCUUGCAGAGACGUCGCCGGCCGCCGUGAGCGCAACCGAGACGCUUCGAAAGCAAAUCGCAGAGCUGAAAGAGUCGAUUGGGCUCAUCUCGGUCAUGAGCAAUCCGACGUUGCGAGAUCGGCACUGGAGCCAAAUUGCAACGACCGUGGGCUUUGUCAUUGAUCCGACCGAGCACUUGACGCUGCAGCGUCUUCUCGACAUGGGUGUCCAAGACCACGUUCUCAAUCUUCUUGAGAUUUCGAACGCGGCGACCAUGGAGGCCGAGAUCGAGCGCAGUCUCGAAGCGAUGGCCGAAGAGUGGCUCCACAUGGAGUUCCAAUUCGUGCUUGUGCCGUCCUCCGAGUCGUAUGUGCUCGCCGACGCGUCCAUCGCCGACGUCCACACCAAGCUCGACGACCACGUGGUCAAGACCCAAGCCAUUCGGUCGUCGCCGUACAAGAAGCCCUUUUUUGGCCGCGCAAUUGCGUGGGAACGGUCGCUGCUCAAGCUGCGCGACGUCACGGAGCUCCUCUCCGAGACGGGCAAGGCCUGGGCUUCGAUCGAGCCGCUCUUUGCAUCCAAAGCCGACAUCCCGGUGCUCGACAAGGCGUCGCCCGAAGCCAAGAAAUUCGCACUCGCCGAUAGCCACUGGCGCAGCAUCAUG
Molecule: messenger RNA, 3378 nt
Organism: Saprolegnia parasitica CBS 223.65
Lineage: Eukaryota; Oomycota; Saprolegniomycetes; Saprolegniales; Saprolegniaceae
Exons: 7
Biological process (GO): microtubule-based movement
Cellular component (GO): dynein complex
Molecular function (GO): minus-end-directed microtubule motor activity; dynein light intermediate chain binding; dynein intermediate chain binding
Source: RefSeq, a predicted model, not a curated record